This is a messenger RNA of Ectocarpus siliculosus, 1530 nucleotides long. Lineage: Eukaryota; Phaeophyceae; Ectocarpales; Ectocarpaceae. The record is from the annotation of a GenBank genome assembly.
AUGCAGUGCGCAAUCUCGGGACAGACCCCGGAGACCCCGGUGGUGUCGAAGAAGUCGGGGCACGUCUACGAGAAACGGCUCAUCGUCAAGUACAUCGAUGCCGAGGGAAAGUGCCCCGCAACCGGGGAGGAGCUUACCGCGGACGACCUGCUGGAUGUGCGAUCGGAGGGGGCCGUCAAGCCCAGGCCCGCCGAGGCCGCCUCUAUUCCCGGCCUCUUUCUUUCCUGCAGGUGCGGUGCAGUCCAUGAUAACGAGUGGGACGACCUGAUGCUUGAGACGCACACCCUUAAGCAGCACCUCAAUCAGACGAGGCAGGAGCUCAGCCAAUCGUUGUACCAGAACGACGCGGCGUGUCGGGUGAUCGCACGUCUGCAUCGCGAAAGGGACGAAGCGCUGGCGCAGGUGCAGGCACAGAGGACCGUUCUGGCGCAGGCGCAGGCGGCAGCCCCGGCAGCGGCGGCGGCGGUGGAAGAGAUGCAGACGGAGGAUGACGGGGAGGAGGGAAUCUCGCCCGCCGCGCACGCGCAGAUGCAGGCGAAGUGGAAGGAGCUCUCCAAGAAGAGGAAGAAGAGGGCCAUGCCGGACGACCUGGCCUCUCAGGAGACCGUGUCGGCGUGGGGCGAGGUGUCGAGGAACACCCUCCACAAGACAAGCCCCAAGGGCAUCACGUGCCUCGACCUCCACCCGUCCAAGCCGAACUUGGUGCUCACCGGCGGUGUGGACAAGACGGCCAUCGUCUUCGACCGGGACACGCAGGCGCAGGUGGCGACGCUCUCUGGCCACACCAAGAGAAUCACGGACGCGUGCUUCCACCCCACUCGGGAGCUGCUGCUCACGUCCUCGGCGGACAAGACCGCUCGCGUGUGGCAGGCCCAGGCGGAAGGGGACGGGGGCGGGUACAAGGCUGCCCACGUGCUGGACGACCACGACGGGGAGGUGGUGGGCGCCACGGUGCACGCCACGGGAGACUUCAUGGCCACGGCGUCGAAGGACAAGAGCUGGGCGUUCUACGACAUCAACAGGGGGAGGUUGUUGAAGCACGUCAAGAACGACGAGUACUCGGAAGGGUACAACUGCGUCCGCUUCCACCCGGACGGUCUCAUCCUGGGUACCGGCACUGGCGACGCGCUCGUGCGCAUCUGGGACAUGAAGCAGGCGGCCAACGUGGCCAACUUCAAGGGCCACGAGGGAGGGGUGAACGCUCUGGCCUUCAGCGAGAACGGUUACUACAUGGCCUCGGCGGGUGAGGACGGCUACGCGCGCCUGUGGGACCUCCGCAAGCUCACCAACUUCGACAACCUGACCAUCGGCGACGGGGCGGCGCACUCGGUAGCGUUCGACUUCUCGGGGUCCUACCUCGCGGCGGGCGGGAAGAAGUGCACUAAGGUGUUUGCGGUUAAGACCUGGGGAGAGCUGGCUACUUACGGCGGCUACGGCGGGUCAGUGACGGGCGUCAAGUUUGGCAAAAGCGCGAGCUUCUUGGCCACAUCCUCGAUGGACAGGACGCUGCGUUUCUACGGCACCGCGUAA